GCAAAAUCCGGAUGUGACGAUUGACCCUCAGAUGUUUUGGUGAUUUGCAACUUGUUCGCGAGAAUCAAGUUGAUUCAAGUUGAAAAAAAUUCCUGCUCCACUGAGAACGUCCAGUCGUCACAAUGGGUGAGAGGAAAGGAACAAACAAGUACUACCCUCCGGAUUUCGAUCCAGCCAAGCAUGGGUCUCUCAAUGGCUAUCACAAAACCCACGCUCUUCGAGAAAGAGCCAGGAAGCUGUCCCAGGGCAUCCUCAUCAUAAGGUUUGAGAUGCCCUACAACAUCUGGUGUGAUGGCUGCAAGAACCACAUCGGGAUGGGGGUUCGGUACAACGCAGAGAAGAAGAAAGUGGGGAACUAUUACACCACUCCAAUCUACAGGUUCAGGAUGAAGUGCCAUCUGUGCGUGAACUACAUCGAGAUGCAGACAGACCCCCAGAACUGUGACUAUGUGAUCGUGAGCGGGGCCCAAAGAAAAGAGGAGAGAUGGGACAUGGAGGAGAAUGAGCAGAUCCUCACCACUGAGCACUCGGAGAAAGAGAAGUUGGAGACAGACGCCAUGUUUAAACUGGACCACGGUGGUAAAGACAAAGAGAAACUGAAGAGGGCGCUCCCAUCUCUGUCUGAGAUCCAAGACCUGCAGGCUGGUUGGAAGGACGACUUUCAGCUCAACAGUUCUCUCCGCAAGAAAUUCAGGACAGAGAAGAAGGUUUUAGCUGAGCAGGAAGAGAAAGACAACGCGGUGAGAGCCAGAACUAACCUGUCCAUCCCUCUGCUCCCCGAGAGAGAAGAGGACAAGAGACUGGCCACUCUGCUCACCUAUGCUACCCCAGACUCAUUUGAUGGCAAACAGCAGAGCAAACGUCAAGCGAUCUCCAGCCGCUCGUGGUUCAGCUCCUCAUCCUCGACUGCAGGAGGCGCUGCUCAAAGUCUACUUCACAGGUUGGGUCAGCAGGGCAAAGAGGCAGCGGUGGUCAAAGCCCUGGGACCAUCUCAUGGAGCAUUCAUCCGAAAAAGAACCACAACCACCACAGAUGUAACCAUGGCAUCCACCAUGGAUGAACCAUCUCAUGGAGUGCUCAUCCGAAAACAAACUGCAACAACCAAAAAUGCAACUACAGCAACAAACACAACCACAGAAGGACAAUCUCAUGGAGUGUUAAUCCAAAAACAAACCGCCACAGACUUAACCACGGCAACAACCAUGAACAAACCUGAACAUGUAACCAUGGUGACAGUAACAAGGGAAGCUGCAGACUGUGAGUGUAGAGGAGGAACAGGGGAGGAGAAACAAAAUGGACACUUGAAUAUUAUGGAUAGAAAUCGUACGUCUCUUGUUGCAGAUUACAGUGAGUCGGACUCAGAUGGUGCGCAGUGAAAUAUUGAUACCACUUUAUAAUGAUUACACCUUAAUUACUGGCUCUGUGCACAAUGGUAGUUGGCUGCUUCCAGUCAGAAGGAGGUUCUGUCUGGCCAUUUCCACUGUAAUGAAAUCCUUAUGAUGUUUCUGUCUAAAAUUAAUAAAUCCUUGCUGGAUGGGUGUCUGCAAGAUAUGUCUUUGUGUGUCAGUGUUAAUGCUAAUUUUGGAGCCUAAUAAAUGUUAAAAUAAAGACAGGAUUAAUCUACACCUACAAAUAAUCGGGUCGUCUUUACCAUACAUUAAUUGUGUUGUGUUAGAUUUAAGGUAGCAUUUGCAUUGAGACACAAAAACAUACCUUUCUAAAAGCAGAAGUAUUCUUCAGUGAAGUUUUCCUCGCAUUUAAAACCACCCACAGCUCCCUGUCCACUGCCUGACCCUAACCUUAACCCGAUAACCCAAACCAGAAUUGUUUAUUUUAUUUUAAAAAUUUUACUUGCAUUAGGCUUUAUGAGACAGCACAGUAGCACAACAGUCACUGUCAUGUUUAGAUGUUUGAUCUUCAACAAAAAAAAAAUUAAAAAAAUCAUCUCACCUGUCGUGGUUCCAGCUAUUCCAGUUGUAUCUGGAAGGUGCACUGUCGGCAACUUUUUUGAUAGAGAUUCUAUCCCUGUUUGUCUCCAUGAAGAUAUUAUUGUUUUGCCCAAAAUGUUCCACAGUAUAACAAUUAACAUCCAUUUCCAUGGAGACAAGCAAGUGACACUACUAGGCCAAGUUACAGGUCAGAUCUGUAGAGAGGUGAGCCUGCUCACAGUAAGGAUGCAUUAUUUUAAGGUAUUUUAGAGCUAUGAGUAUACCUGUGAUCGAAGAAAUGCAAGAUGGAUCAGUUUGAUGCAAUAUUGUGGUGAGACAAUAAAAUCAAUGGGGAGAUUGCAUAGUGCAUCUUGACUAUUUUCAAGUUUUGGUUUAAUUUGAUAUAAUUUUGUUAUGGUCAUUCUAUUAGAUUAUUUAUUUUACAGCUUGUGGAAAAUAGUUUGUGUUUCACUGUAACUGUGGGAAUCCCUCAUGUAAGAGUUACUGAAACAGUUGACCUUUGGUCCUAAAAACAUCAAUAAUAAGGCAUAGAAAAACAAAUAGAAACUAAACCAGGAUCCAGAUCAGAGACCAGACCUAUAACUAGAUCAGGGACUAGACCAGGACUAGAUCAGAAAUCAGAGACCAGACCACAAACCAUAGGACUAGAUUAGAAACCAAACUUGACCAGGAGCUAUCCAUACCUGAGACCAGAGGCUAGACCACAGUUCAAACCAUACACCAAACCAGGACUAGACCGGGUAUUAGACCAGGGUCUAGUUCGGGGACUGGCCCAUGGACCAAACCAGGGACAAUCUAGACUAGAACCCAGACUAGAUUAAUUCAAUUCAAUUUGUUUUUGUAAAGCCCAGAGUCCAGAGUUACACCAAAAUCCUAACCCGAGAUCGGAGUCCAAAUGAGACCAGAGACCAGGCCAAAGUCUAGAUCAAGGACUAGACAAGAUUUUUGACUAGAUACAAUCCCAGACUGGGUCAGGAUCUAUGUCACGGACCAGGAUCCAGUCCUGAAUUGAGACCUGGUCCUAGUCUAGAGCCAGUCCAGACUUCACUUCUAGAUACCAGACCGUAGAGGAUUGUCUGAUUAUCAAGAUCAAUUUACAUUCCAGAGUCCAGAACAGAUCAAGAAAGUGUCCAGAAUCUUAACCCAAGACCAAAAUCCACAUUGGAGUUCGGACAAGACUAGAGACUGGGAUUCGGCCAGGGCAGGACGAGGGCAGGACUAUAUGGGAUAGACUAUAGUCCAAAUUCAGCUCCAAACCAUGGCUUAUAGUCACACCAAAGUUCACAUAGGAAUCCUAUGGUAGGACUAUGGGAAAGCCCAUAGACCAGACACAACUAGAGUCACAAUUGAAAGCCCAGACCACUGCCAAAAGCUAGAUCAGAGUCUAAUUUGGGGUCCAAACAAGACCUAACCCACAAUGGACCUGGGCGGGACUUGGCAGCACUAGGGAAUAGACCAGAGUUCAGCCCUAUCUAGAGUCACAAACCAGAGACCGUAAUACAGUG
Messenger RNA from Periophthalmus magnuspinnatus, 3454 nucleotides. RefSeq names its product YJU2 splicing factor homolog B (gene yju2b). The coding region runs from base 123 to 1376 and encodes 417 amino acids. The record is from RefSeq and is a predicted model, not a curated record. Lineage: Eukaryota; Metazoa; Chordata; Actinopteri; Gobiiformes; Gobiidae. The transcript is spliced from 10 exons. Gene Ontology annotation, biological process: mRNA splicing, via spliceosome. Gene Ontology annotation, cellular component: U2-type spliceosomal complex; post-mRNA release spliceosomal complex.